GUUCCUCGGUGGAUUGAGAUACAUUUUAGGAAGCGGUUUUAGAAAAAGCGACAGAAUCGCGCUGACAUAAAAUUACCCGAAAAUCACAGCAGACCAGUGAAUAAAAAAGAAGAAGUCACCAGAUUUAAUUACAUCAUGCAUCUGCAGAUAUGGCGUCCACUUUCUUUGAUGUGCCGUGUGUUUGUCCAGAAAAACCCACAGACAAACUGACACAUGCACGCACACAUAGCACUUUGUUGUGUUACCCUGAAGGCCGUGCCUCUGGGUAAAGAGGCGGCAGAACAAGCAGCACUCUCCAAAAUCUGAUGAAUGACAUAUAAAGCAGCGGAGGAAACUUAAUCACUUUGUGUUCUCCUUCCUCAGCUCCCAUAGUUGUGCAAUGGAUCGGCCUCUUCUGGGCCGACUGUCAGCCCGGGGCUGCUGCUCCUCCAGCACCCUGAAGGCCUGGCUGCCAAUCCUCUCCUGGCUGCCCAGGUACAAGCUGAAGUGGCUUCAGCUGGAUCUGCUUGCAGGCCUCACUGUCGGGCUGACGACUGUACCGCAGGCGCUGGCUUACGCUGAAGUAGCCGGCCUCCCUGUGCAGUACGGACUCUACUCUUCCUUCAUGGGGGGGUUCAUCUACACGUUCCUGGGGACGUCUAAGGAUGUGACACUGGGUCCCACGGCCAUCAUGUCCCUGCUGUGUUUCUCCGUGGUGGGAGGGCAGCCACACCGAGCCGUGCUGCUCAGCCUGCUCUGUGGACUCAUCCAGGCUGGAAUGGCAUUACUGAGAUUAGGUUUCCUGCUGGACUUCAUCUCUUUCCCUGUUAUAAAAGGCUUUACUUGUGCUGCUGCGCUAACCAUUGGCUUCGGCCAGGUCAAGAAUAUUCUGGGAGUCCAGGGUGUUCCUCACGAGUUCUUCCUGGAGGUUUACUACACCUUCUACAAGAUCCCAGAGGCCAGGAUCGGCGAUGUGGUGCUGGGCUUUCUUUGUCUCGCUCUGCUGGUCAUGUUGCUGUAUAUGAAGAUGAGUCUGGGCUCGGAGGACGCUCCCACCUGCUCCAGAGUGGCCAGGAAACUAGUGUGGGCUGUUGCUACGAUGCGUAACGCUCUUGUGGUCGUGGCUGCAUCCUUCGUCGCAUUUUCCUGCAACGCUUACGGUUAUCCUGUGUUUACGGUGACUGGGGAGACUUCCCAGGGGCUCCCACCAUUCAGACCUCCACCCACCUCAGACACCACAGCCAACGGCACCGUCGUCUCCUUCGGAGAGAUGGUACAGGGCCUUGGAGGAGGGCUCGCUGUCAUUCCCUUCAUGGGUCUGUUGGAAAGCAUUGCAAUUGCGAAAGCUUUUGCCAGUCAGAACGACUACAGAAUUGAUGCCAACCAAGAGCUGCUGGCAAUUGGUGUGACCAACAUCAUGGGCUCCUUUGUGUCAGCCUACCCUGUCACUGGCAGCUUUGGGAGGACAGCAGUGAACUCCCAGACUGGUGUUUGCACUCCAGCUGGAGGGAUCAUCACCAGUGUGGUAGUGUUGCUUUCCCUGGCGUUCCUCAUGCCGGCCUUCUACUACAUCCCCAAAGCCGCUCUAGCUGCUGUUAUCAUCUGUGCAGUAGCUCCCAUGGCGGAUUAUCGCGUCGUUGCCAAGAUGUGGAAGAUACGCAAGCUGGACCUGCUGCCUUUUGUUGUGACGUUCUUGAUGAGUUUCUGGCAGGUGCAGUACGGCAUCGUAGGCGGUGUAGCUGUAUCUGGAGCUCUGCUGCUGUACAACACCGCGAGACCACCGAUAAAGGUGUCUGAUCACGGUGUGCUUGUGAUGGAGUUGGGCAAUGGACUGAGUUUUCCUGCCACAGAGUAUCUCAGCCACAUCAUGCACACUCAGGCUCUGCAGGCAUCUCCCCCGCGGUCAGUGGUCCUGGAUUGCCAUCAUGUCAGCAUCAUAGAUUACACAGUGAUCAGCGAGCUCAGGGACCUGCUGAGGCAGUUCAAACUGCGAGAAGUGCAACUGGUCUUUUCCAGAUUGCAGCUCUCUGUUCUGGAGGUUCUCCUCGCAGCUGAUCUGCAGGGCUUCAGGUAUACAGACAGCGUGGAGGCUGCGCUGCAGAUGGAGUCGGAGAGCUUGAACACUGAUCCGUGACGUUAUCAAGUUUUCAAAUUGAAGAGGGAUGAACUACCUCCAAAAACUGAUGAACUGGACAGCUCGACUUGACAGCACCAUCAUUGCAACAUUGGACCAGAAGUCUGAUACUGUGUUUUAUAGCAUUUUAUAUUCUUUUGAGGGACAUAAUGCUUUUUGUGUGAAUGAGGAUGUAAUGACAGAAAUAGUAUUCACUGCAAUAUAUAUAUUUUUACUAACAGAGAACUCCCUCUGUUACAUAUAAGGGCUAAAGGUGAUCUUCGAGGGACCAAAUCUGAAUAUACACAUUAGGAAUAGUGACUUAAUAAUGAACAGAACAGAGCAAAGGUAACACCUGUGCCACCUCUCAAUAUUGACUUUGCUAUGUAAAAGGAAAUUAUGAUUGGUUUCUCUUAUUUUUAUGUUGGAAAAGAAAAUGGAUCUAAUUGACUCAUGUGGUGGAAGAUUUCUAUGUUUGAUCAGGUGGAGAGUUGUGGUUCAAAUAUUCAAUUGCAACAAACAGAGUCUCCGAAGGAAUCAAAGUUGUCUUUCCAUCUGUCCUCCUCGCCAUCCUCCCUAUUGCUCUGCCCUUGAACCAGUUCACAAAACAACACAUACUUUUACCGUCACAUUCCACUCUUUUGAUUACUCUAUAAUCAUACAAUAUUGCCAAAAAUAUGUUUUCACGAGACUAAUGAUAUCUCUCUAUUCUACGACAAGCCGGAUCAAAUACAACACGUUAUACCAUUUGUGUCAUUUGUUAAUGUGAAUCAGAAUCCUCGUCGGAGUCAGUGAUAUAGUCGGGUAAGGAGUACAGGUCGGGGUCGGUCGUUUUUGUCAUCAGUUGAUGUUGCACAGGUAGCGUGUUUAUAAUGAGGCGGCGACUUAUUGGUAUGAAACAGGUUAUGCAAAUGAAGAAAGCCAACACGAUAAUUCCUACAGAGAUCAGUGUACUCUUCCAGGUAUGCCAUAGGCGCAUGAAGAAAUCAGGCUCUGGGGUGUCGUCUCUGGCCAUCGCGUCUUGUAAUUUAGUCAUGUUUAAUAUUGCCUAAUGAAUAAUGCCACCAUCUGCGUCAUUUUCCGGAAUGAAUGUGCAGCAGUGUUCACCUAUAAUAGCACAAACACCCCCUUGGGCUGCUGUGAGUUGGUCUAACACCAUUCGGUUCUGCAUAAUCAUUAAUCGCAUGGAGGUCAAUUCUUCGCGGAUUCCUUUUACUACAGUUAAGGUCAUGUUCACAAAGCUUUUGAAACGAUAGUCAACUGUUUCAAUACGCAAAGUAUUUUUGCCCACUCCUACCCAAGGGAACAGACCCCAUAGUACCUUUUUACCUGUCCCUGCAUGUUUAAAUUCAUCUGGGACAUUUGAACCCCAAACUGAGUCGUGGGGUUUAAAAUCUAGAUAAGGAUUUUGGUCUGUCUCACGUUUCUUACGUGUUGCUGUUGCUGCGGCGGAGAUAAUGAAUGUGUGAUCUGUGAUACGAACAGGUGCACAUACUCCGUCCCAUUCCGGUGGGAGAGAUGCAUAAACUGAAUGAUCACAUAACCACCAUCCUUGUGUAACAGGAUAUGUGCCAUUGUGUCCUGGGACCGCGGUUUGGCUUGCAGCAAAACUGUUGGC
Molecule: messenger RNA, 3710 nt
Organism: Cyclopterus lumpus (lumpfish)
Lineage: Eukaryota; Metazoa; Chordata; Actinopteri; Perciformes; Cyclopteridae
Gene: slc26a11
Product: solute carrier family 26 member 11
Exons: 15
Coding region: 380-2113 (577 amino acids)
Biological process (GO): transmembrane transport
Cellular component (GO): membrane
Molecular function (GO): secondary active sulfate transmembrane transporter activity
Source: RefSeq, a predicted model, not a curated record